GCCGCAGGACGUGCUGGGAGAUGUAGUCUCACUCUGACGGAGUACAGCCGCCAUCUUGGUUUCGUCGUUCCUGCGCCGGCGGGUAUCGCCUCAGUGACCCCGGCUGAGGGGAACUCCAGUACCAAGGGCGACGGUGCUGCCCGGGGCGGCGAUGUUUGCUUUGUCUUUUGUGCAGAGGUAUUCGCUUUAUCUUUAGCGAGGCGAAGCGUCUCUCCGGCUCUGCUUGCUUUCAAGGGCGAGGAGAUGUAGCCUCUAUUCCUCGCCUCAAACCGGCGGGACUCGGGAGGACGACUGAGGGGGUUGAGCGCCAAAUUUUUCCCUCAUCAAAUAUGGUGGAGGCAGCGGGAAGGGGCGGGAGAUGGUGCCGGCUCUGAGUGAAACGAGAGGGGAGGGUGAGUCGUUAGGACGCGUCCGGAUUCUGCUUCUCCAGCGGCGCGCAAAGGCGUGGGGUGGGCAGAGCAGGCAGAGUGAUGGGUCAGCGUUCCGCUUCGGCUGCCAGAUAUUAAGUCAUAAAACAGGUACUUGUUUUCAAGAAAUAACAAUGGAUGACAUGAAAAAAGUUUCUAACAGCUCUUCCAGUGAUGGAGUUCUACUUAGAAUGGGCCUUAAUGAUAACAAAGCUGGAAUGCAGGGUUUGGAUAAGGAGAAAAUCAAUAAAAUCAUCAUGGAAGCUACCAAGGGUUCCAAAUUUUAUGAAAAUGAACUUAAGAAAGAUCAACAAGUUAACCAACGAAUUGAAAAAAUGAUGCAGCUAAAAGAGAAAAUUACAGCACAACAGCUCUUGAAAGCACAGAUGCAGGUGGACAAACUUGUGGUAGAACUGGAACAGAACCGUGACCUUAGCAGUACAAUUGUACACAUUGAUAUGGAUGCUUUCUAUGCAGCUGUGGAAAUGAGAGACAAUCCAGAGCUGAAGGAAAAACCUAUAGCAGUGGGAUCAAUGAGUAUGUUGUCCACCUCAAAUUACCAUGCUAGGAGAUUUGGGGUGCGUGCAGCCAUGCCUGGAUUUAUUGCUAAAAGGCUAUGUCCUCAUCUAACCAUAGUACCACUAAACUUUGAAAAAUACGGCAAAGUGAGUAAAGAGGUUAGAGAAAUACUGGCUGAAUAUGAUCCCAAUUUUAUGCCUAUGGGCCUAGAUGAAGCCUACUUGAACAUAACAGACCACUUGGAGGAAAGGCUGAACUGGCCUGAACAUAGAAGAAGGUUCUUCUUUAAUACAGAAAGCACUACAGGAAUAGAUAAAGAUUGUAUCUAUAUGUCUGCCAAAUUUAAUGAAGGUGAAGUCUCUUCUUCACCAGUACUGUUUGAAGACAACACAUCUCUGAUGGAUGUCAACCUUGAACAAAGAGGUCUAUCAGUGGAAAACUCGGUUGUCUUUGGAACUUCUGCAGAGGACGUUGUGAAGGAAAUUCGCUUUAGGAUUGAGCAGAAAACUCAAUUGACUGCUAGUGCAGGAAUAGCACCAAAUACAAUGUUAGCAAAAAUGUGCAGUGAUCGUAAUAAACCUAAUGGCCAAUACAGAAUUUCUCCUGAGAGACUAGCAGUGCUAGACUUCUUAAAAGAUUUGCCCAUUAGAAAGGUGCCAGGUAUUGGAAAAGUAACAGAGAAGAUGUUAAAAGCCCUUGGAAUUGUGACUUGCUCAGAACUUUACAAGCAGAGGGCGCUGCUUUCUCUUCUUUUUUCAGAGGUAUCUUGGCGUAAUUUCUUGGAUAUUUCCCUUGGUUUGGGCUCAACACAUUUGGAAAAGGAUGGAGAAAGAAAAAGUAUGAGCACUGAAAGAACAUUCAGUGAAAUAAACACAGCAGAAGACCAGUACAGCUUGUGUCGAGAGCUCUGCAGAGACCUUGCUCAAGAGUUACAGAAAGAGGGACUUAAGGGUAAAACUGUUACAUUGAAGCUUAAGAAUGUGAAUUUCGAAGUUAAAACAAGAGCUUCGACUGUGCUGUCUUCAGUUUCUAAUGAGGAGGAAAUAUUUACUGUUGCUAAAGAUUUGUUAGGAACAGAAAUUGAUAGUGUUGCUCCUCACCCUCUACGGAUAAGACUUAUGGGUGUACGAGUAUCAGGAUUUCUAACUGAAGAAGAAAAGAAAUACCAACAAAAAAGCAUUACAAGUUUCUUAAAAUCAGGAAAAGAAACUGCUUUCCUUAGGCUUCAGCCAGAGAAGUCCAACCAAGAGUAUUUCACAAAAAAUUCAGAAGGAGGGAGUAGAGGGAGUUUUUUUGAUCAAAAGCGAGCAGCAAGACAACUAAACAGUGAGAAUAUUUCUCCAAAUGAAACCAGUGGUAAGCAGCUCUUUCAUGAUGAUAAAUCAUCAGCAAAUUUUGAAGAGACAAAGAAAGUCACAGAUUUACAGGAUUCUAAUGUUUGUAAGAUCUUCACCUGUCCUGUUUGCUUUGAGAAGCAAAGCAGCAAUAAUUUGGAAGAACUUAAUAGACACAUUGAUGAGUGCCUCAGUGGAAUAUGUGUUAAAGAUACUGUGGAAAUAUCCAAGAAUGACAGUUUAAGAGAAAAUACAUCUAACUUUCUUCCACAACUUAAAAAUGAGUGGGUUGAUAAAUGUCAAAAAAAUAAAACAGAUCAAUUAUCAGGAACAGACCAGUCUGCAAGUGUAUCUGACAGCUCUACUGACAAUAGCACCGAAAGAUUUGGUCAGAUAAUACCUGAUAAAUCUCCCGGAGAACGACAGCUUAACAAUCUCAGUCACAUUACUAGAAACGUGUGUAUGAAACAGUGUCUCUUCCCCAAACAAAUAUCACAAGACAAUGAAGACCAUUUUGACAAGACUGAAGAUACAGAAGGAGCUAGUUCAUCCUGUUUCUUUGAAGCCAAAGAAGAUAGUGUUCUUGUUUGUCCAGUUUGUAAUUCAGAACAGAAAACCACCAAUCUUAUGUCAUUUAACAGACAUGUUGAUGUCUGCUUAAAUAAAGACCUUAUCCAGGAGCUGACAGAAAAAGAGGAUUUUCCUAUGAAGACUUAUAAUAUGGAAAACUCAAACAGAGUUUUCUCUGGAGGUUUAAGUAAAGGACAGGUAUGCACAAAUCCAUCACAAGGAACAAAAAGGUCUGGACUAACAGCUUCACAGUCAGUAUCAAAAAAAACCAAGUCAAGCAAUUCCAAACAUACAAUCAAAAUGUUUUUUAAAUGAUUGUGUAGCAACAUGUUCUUUAUGAAGCAUUUCAUAGUUUUAUGACUGCAAGUGAAUUUAGCAUUGGCAGUAGGCUGGAUUCAGGUACCUGUCAUUUUGGAAUCAUUCCAUAUCUGUGUAACAACAACAUGAUGUCUGAGAUAGAAGAAGAGGUAAAAUGAAGUGUUUUUUCUUUUCCUUUAUUUUAUUUUCUUUGGAGAAUAAUACUUUUUCCCCCACUUGUUUCCAAGAAUCAGAAUGUGCUAGCACUUUGAUUUAGGUCCCUAGAAUACACAGGAAUCAUUAGCUAGGGUGCCCCACUGUACUUGCUGAAGGCCCUCUUCCCACACCUGAACUUCCGUUUUCCCUAUUGUAAAAAUAAAAUUAUGAGAUUAACUGUGUGAUAACAAAGAAGACUUGAGUUGCUUGAUUUCACCUAAUGUCUGUCUUCGUAGUGGACACAAAAAUGUGUUUGUCUCGCAGUUACACAGGAUAAGAACAAGAACUUAGUGCACUAUCAAGCUUUCAUUGUUACUGAAAAUUACUUCAGUAAGAGUUGAUUGACCAGAUCUGAAGGACUCAUCGUGGUGAGAUAAACAACGACUUCACUUAUUUAGAAAAUGUUUAAAAAUCUGUUGAUUGAGAGGAUUCCUCCAGGAUACUCAGACAAAUGGUGUUUGAUCUUUGGCCUUUCCAAAGGGACUGAAAACUUCUUUACAGUUUGAAAUUGUUACCAGUGAGUAGCACUAAAUUUACUCUAAAUAAAAGGUUUCAUGGUGCAAUAAUAAUGAAUUAUGUGCAAAUACAAGAUAAUGAACCUUCUUAUUGUUUAGCUAUCUUUCUCUUUUAAAUUACUUUGUAUUUCUGAAUAAAGUGUAUUCUGUAGUGCAUAUGUGGAAAGAGGAAUGUAAGUGCAAAUAUUUUAAAUGCUCUGUUGAGAUUUUUUCUGUUCACACCAAAUUUUUAAAGGCAUUUAUUAUAAUUAAAUAUUUUCAGACAAAUAAUUUAUUAUAACAGCAUAUUUCUUAGAAGUUAUACAAACAAUGCCAAGCCCUGUAGGAAAUAUAAACUGCUUUUUUAACUGCAAGGUCCUUUGAAGAAGAGGCUGCUGUAGAAGCAUCUAUUUUCUUGUUCAACUGUAUGGGGAUUUGCUUGUUUUUUAAACAAACAAAUGUAUACAUGAUAUGUAUUAGAUGCCCAAGCUCAGUUCAGAAUAUGCUUUCCUAUUUCCAGAAUUGCUGGGAUGAUUACACCAUCUCUACCUGCUUAUCUGUUUCUUUGUCAGAUGCCACUGUACCCACAGCUCUGUCAUUUGAAUUCAUGUCAGUGUUCCCUUAUCUGCUUUGGACCAAAUCAGCUGGACUAGUUCAGACUGUAAAUUGAUUCAGUCAGCUUUUUCAAAGUGGGUCAGUGAGCAUUCAGCAUGAGCUGUUCUGUUGACAGACAUGGGACCUUCUAGUAGGAAAGACAUAAAAGCAGCUGAGGGAGCAUAAGUCUGCCAACUGCUGUUUAGAAAGUGAACACCUCUCCCUUUUUUAGUUUGUAUCUCUGAUUCAAUAAAGUGUAGAAUCUAAGUA
Messenger RNA from Vidua chalybeata, 4701 nucleotides. It is a transcript of the gene POLK, whose product is annotated as DNA polymerase kappa. Gene Ontology annotation, biological process: error-prone translesion synthesis. NCBI's taxonomy places the organism in Eukaryota, Metazoa, Chordata, Aves, Passeriformes, Viduidae. The coding region runs from base 359 to 3145 and encodes 928 amino acids. Gene Ontology annotation, cellular component: nucleus. The record is from RefSeq and is a predicted model, not a curated record. The transcript has 15 exons. Gene Ontology annotation, molecular function: damaged DNA binding; DNA-directed DNA polymerase activity.